AUGGGUUCCAUUCCAGCUGUGCUCCAUACGGGCAUGACCCAUCUCGUGAAGAUUCACCCUGCCAUCCCUGAUGACAUACCUACGCUAGCUGAGAUCAACUGGCAAGCGUAUAGAACAGACCCGAUGUUCAAAGUGGGGUUUGUCAAUUGGCCAGAUGAUGAGCAUAUGAAGCCAUUCUUCUAUGGACGAGUCAAGGGGAGGUUUGAGAUCCCAAAAACUGUCAUGUACAAGGCUGUAGGGGAGGCAGAUGGAGUGAUUCAUGGAUUCAUCGCCUUGACCGAAGAGGAGGAUAAGAAACAGGAGGAGGGGGAGGUGAGGGAGGCGGAAGAUGGAGCCAAUGAGGAUAUCAAACAGGAGGUUCAAAUGCAGAAUGGAUCCUCAGACGAGCCCCGACACAGUGCACAGAUUUCCGAUACGCCGUCUACCACCGCCGCCACGCCCGAUUCUCUCACCACAUUGCGACCCACGAUCAACAUCAACGAGUUGUCCAAAAAUACCGGCACGGCUGAAUAUUUCAAAGCUCAGAACAACAGCCAUGAGUUCACCUUGCCGGACUAUCUCAACGCGGAGAUGAUGCUGUCUACGAGGGAUGGCAUCAUGCCGAUGAUGAAUGCGAUAGCCAAGUCGGGGAAGCAUUACUAUAUCUCAGCAUUCGCCGUCAGACCGGAAUCGCAAGGUCAAGGAAUCGGCUCGAACCUCAUAGACCACUGUAUCAAGGUGGUCGAAAAGGAUCCUUCCAAGAUCCCCAUCUGGCUCAUCGCUCUACCUUCAUCGCAUCAUCUAUGCCUCACGCAUGGCUUCGUAGACAAAGAUCACUGUGAUAUGGAUCUUGACAAGUAUGAUGCGCAGAGGAGACAACUAGGCGUCUAUCGCCAAUGGGCCAUGCGUCGGGAAACGGUGUAA
Messenger RNA from Kockovaella imperatae, 903 nucleotides. RefSeq lists its product as hypothetical. Gene Ontology annotation, molecular function: acyltransferase activity, transferring groups other than amino-acyl groups. NCBI's taxonomy places the organism in Eukaryota, Fungi, Basidiomycota, Tremellomycetes, Tremellales, Cuniculitremaceae. The coding region runs from base 1 to 903 and encodes 300 amino acids. The record is from RefSeq and is a predicted model, not a curated record. The transcript has 2 exons.